Molecule: messenger RNA, 7311 nt
Organism: Truncatella angustata
Lineage: Eukaryota; Fungi; Ascomycota; Sordariomycetes; Amphisphaeriales; Sporocadaceae
Product: beta-ketoacyl synthase domain-containing protein
Exons: 2
Coding region: 1-7311 (2436 amino acids)
Biological process (GO): secondary metabolite biosynthetic process; fatty acid biosynthetic process
Molecular function (GO): 3-oxoacyl-[acyl-carrier-protein] synthase activity; phosphopantetheine binding; fatty acid synthase activity
Source: RefSeq, a predicted model, not a curated record
AUGUAUAAAGAACCAUCAUCAGAGCCUAUAGCUAUUGUAGGAAGCAGCUGUCGCUUCGCCGGAGAAGCAGUCUCUCCGUCCGCGCUAUGGCAGGUUCUUGCCAAUCCUCCUGAUCUCUCAAAACAAGUACCACCGAAUAGGUUUAACGCACACGCAUUCUACCACGAGGAUGGAGAGAACCAUGGCACAACGAAUUCAAUCAAGGCUUAUUGGCUCGAGCAGGACCACCGAGUCUUUGAUGCCAGCUUCUUCAACAUUACGCCCAAAGAGGCGGAGGCCAUUGAUCCCCAACAACGACUCCUACUUGAAGUAGUAUAUGAGGCAAUGGAGUCUGCUGGAUACACCUUACACCAAUACUCUGGAAAAGAUGUGGGAGUUUUUGCAGGCGUUAUGACCGCCGAUUACGAUACGCUGUCCCAGAGAGACGAACUUUCGGCCAGUCAGUACUAUGCAACCGGAAACGCACGAUCGAUUAUAUCGAACCGAGUGUCUUACUUUUUCAACUUUCGUGGACCUUCGAUGACCAUUGACACUGCAUGUAGUUCCUCCUUGGUCGCACUCCAUCAGGCUGUGCUCAGUCUGCGAUCAGGCGAAAUAACUUUGGCAUGUGUCGCCGGUGUCAAUCUUAUGAUUACCCCUGAACAAUUUAUCGUGGAAUCAAGCCUCCAUAUGCUGAGUCCCUCUGGAAAGAGCAGGAUGUGGGACCAGAGUGCCGACGGAUACGCACGGGGCGAAGGAGUUGCCGCGCUUUUCUUGAAACCUCUUUCCCUGGCCUUACAUGAUGGUGACGAGAUCCUUGGUCUCGUCCGGCAGACUGGGGUAAACUCGGAUGGCAGAACGCCUGGCAUCACAAUGCCCAACCCCGAUGCACAAGCAUCGCUCAUCAAAAGCACUUACCGUACAUCAGGAUUAGAUCCUCAAUUACCCGAGGAUCGAUGUCAAUACUUUGAGGCUCAUGGCACUGGAACACAAGCGGGUGACCCUAGGGAGGCACAGGCGAUCCAGGAGGCCUUCUUCGGGGAACACAGCACGAACAAGCACCACACAAAGCUCCUGGUUGGAUCAGUCAAGACAGUCAUUGGCCACACUGAAGGAGCCGCUGGAUUGGCCGGCGUUCUCAAGGUUUUGCAAGGUAUGAAACAUAACAAAGUGCCGCCAAAUCUCCAUUUAGAGACUCUAAACUCAUCUGUUCGACCAUUUUAUGCGGAGUUGGAGAUCCCUACAGUUCUUACGCCUUGGCCCAAACCACUUGAAGACCAACCGAAGAGAGCCAGUGUGAACUCAUUCGGAUUCGGUGGGACAAAUUCUCAUGCAAUCAUUGAAGCUUAUGAUGCAAGGAUUCACGACACCGUUGCCAGGAGAUUCACAGCCUUUACUAGGAGGCGAACUCUCCACGAUUUAGAUCUUGACCACGAACUUUCCUUGGGUAUGUCGCCGACUACACUUCCGCUAUUGAUAUCGGCAUCAUCACACAAGUCCCUACGAGCCGUCGUCAGUACUUGGAAAGACUACCUCGUACACAACCGUGAUACCUCAAUCCAACAGCUCGCCUGGAAUUUAUUCCGGUACCGCACUGCCCUUCCUUACCGACUUUCCAUCUCGUCAUCUUCUGUCGACCAGGCGAUCGAGCAGCUGGAGUUCAUGAUCAGCCAGGGUUCAGAUAAUGCCGAGUUGGGGACCAGGUCUCAUGCCGCCAAGCGGCCACACAUACUGGGCAUCUUUACCGGCCAAGGUGCUCAGUGGCCGGCCAUGUCACGCUUGCUUCUACUAUCGAACGGAAGAUAUCGUCAGACUAUCCAGGAGCUGGACCAGGUCCUGCAACAGUGUCCAGAUCCUCCGUCUUGGAGCCUUGAGCAGCAGAUUAUGGCGGAGUCAAGCCAAUCUCGGCUCCAGGAAGCUGCAGUGGCACAACCGCUCUCAACAGCACUCCAAAUUGGCCUAGUAGACCUACUCAAGAGUCUUGGCAUUAGAUUCCAGGCAGUUAUCGGCCACUCUUCCGGUGAGAUUGCAGCCGCAUACGCUGCAGAGAGGCUGUCGGCUAGGGAUGCUAUGCUGAUCUCGUACUAUCGAGGACUAUACGCGCACCUUGCGGGUGGGCCAAAUGGAGAGAAAGGUGCCAUGAUAGCCGCUGGCAUGUCGGAAAGUGAGGCCUUGGUUUUCUGCCGCGACCCGUUAUUCGAAGGCAAGAUCUGUGUAGCGGCCAGCAACGCCCCUUCAAGUGUUACUCUCUCGGGAAAUAUGGAGACAAUCAAUCUGGCAAGGGAUAAAUUGACCGCACAGGACCGCUUUGCCCGCCUACUGUUGGUGGACACGGCAUACCAUUCACCUCAUAUGUCGCGGUCUGCACUCGCAUAUACUAAGGCACUGAAAAAAUGUAACAUUUCACCUAUGGUUGGAACUGCUCAAAUACACUGGAUAUCAAGUGUAAAUGGCUACAAGGAAGACACUGAACGUGACAUUGAAUCUGCUUACUGGUCAGACAAUAUGGUUCGUUCCGUCCAAUUCUUUGAUGCAGUCAAGGUGGCCCUUAAGACAUUCGGUCCGUUCGACUGUGCGGUUGAAGUUGGGCCCCACCCGGCUCUCAAAGGACCAGUCGCUCAGAUUUCUAAGGCCAUGAUCGGAGCUCCAAUCUCUCAUUACGGAUUGCUGGAACGAGCAAAAGACGACAGCCUUGCUUUCUCGGAGUUUUUGGGGCAGAUCUGGUGCCAAUAUGGUCAUGCAGCUAUAGAUAUCAAGCAGUACGUGAGGCAAUCAUCUGAUCCCUCUCUUGUGGAUACUCGGCUCCACGAUAUGCCAUUCUACCACUGGGACCAUUCGCAGACUCACUAUAGAGAAUCGCGCAUCUCUCGCCAGUUCCAUUUCAAGACCGCCGCUCCUCACGAACUCCUCGGGGCAAGGACACGUGACGAUAACGAGUAUGAACUACGAUGGCGGAACAUCUUGCGACCGGAAAAAUUGCCAUGGCUUGAAGGCCACAGCUUCCAAGGGCAAGCUUUGGUACCUGCUUCUGCGUACUGUGUUAUGGCCCUGGAUGCCGCCAUUCAGUUUUUGGAUGGCCGAGCGGCUUCAAUCAUCGAAAUUCAAGACCUGGAUAUCAUGAGUGGCAUCAGCAUGGAGCCUGAUUCUUUCGGCACCGAAGUGCUUUUUUCCUUAAGUGUCCUAGAUCAAACUAAAGAGAAAGCGGCACAUAGAGUAAUCAUGGCUUCGUUUAGCCUGACCUCAUGCACAGCGGAUGGCCAAUCUCCCAUGAGGAAGAAUGCGUCGGGGAGGCUUUCGAUCAUACUUGACAAGUCCACUCCAGAUGCACUACCCUCUAGACAAGCAUCUCUUGCUGAAACACUUUCCGCCAGUACUGAGGGUUUCUACAACAUGAUGGAUGAAACCGGCUUAGUCUAUACUGGUCCGUUCAGAGCGCUCCAAUCGAUCCAGCGGCGUUGUAACUUUGCAUCAACGACGUUGAGAAGAAGGCAUCCUGAAGACACCACCCAGCUUUCUGUCAGCCCCGCUACACUGGACAGCUGUCUUCAGUCGGCUUUCUUGACCUGGUCUUCUCCUGGUGACAAGUCGCUCUGGACAUCUUUCCUGCCCAGCCACAUUUCACGGAUUCAGUUCAACGUCGCUCAUUGCUCCAAGCGCGCAGUGCCCGAUGAGCAGGGCACGCUACGAGUGGAUAGCCACCUGACCAAUGUGCGCGGUAGUGGUCCUGACUCAAAGGCCAUGUUCACGGUGGACAUCUGUAUAUAUAACGAGAAAAAUGAAAUGGAGAUCGAGAUCGAAGGUCUCACGGUCGCAGCUAUUGCCCAUACUCGACCUGAAGACGACCAUGAGCUGUAUCUACACACCGUAAUGGAUGUCGACCCAACAGACGAAAUUGUCUCGCCAGAUUUGAUGGACACUGAGAGACAUCUACCAGAACUGGUGGAAACAUGCGAGAGGAUCAAGUCUUUCUACACAGACUCCAGGAUCGCAUUUCCAAAUGACACGUCUGAGUUCAUUGACCACCUCGUGGGAAAUUCACCGUUUCGUGAGUCGCUCAAGUUGUUGCAAGACAUGGGCCACCUUCUGCCGGCGCUUCUUCCAUGUAUCCUACCAGGUAUCAUCAAAGAAGUUAGGGAGCAACUACAACUCGGCCGGCAUAUUCAAAGAGUUACCGAGCAGAUAGCCCACAAAUAUCCAAGAAUGUCCGUAUUGACCAUGAUGGACUCAAAGACGAAUGUCACAGACCGUGUACUCCAGGGCCUCGGUAACUCAUUCAUGUACCUUACUAUGGCCACCGUCGGGACUGAUGGCGAACCUCGCGAUAAUGUGCGCUCAGAAAUUAACGGCAAGGUUCACUACAGACACCUCCAGCUAGAUCAGGACAUUGUAAGCCAGCUCGACUCAGCGGGCCGUGCAGAUCUUGUUGUUGUCGCCUCGUCAAUAUUCCAGGCUGCGGAUCCCAACGUCGUGCUGAAGAACAUCAGGACUUGCAUGAACGAUGGAGGUUUUCUGAUGUUCGUUCAUGCAACUGAGAGCCGCAUGAAGAAAGCUUUGGAUCUUGUGCUCCGGCCAUCGCAGACAGAGCAAAACCAGUUCCACCCAGAAGCCGAGCAGAAGCUAAUGGAAUCAUGUGGGUUUGUAGAUUUCGUACGAAACGCAGACCAGAGUUUUGGACAAGGAUUCUCCAUCAGCGUACGCCAAGCGGGUGCUCCAUUUGUCAAUGCUAUUGCAAAGCCGCUUGCCUGGCCAGCAACACAUGCAAAAGAGAACGUCCUCAUCAUCGGGACUAAAGGUGACAGAAGCUCUCAGCUUGCUCUUAGUUUGCAGCGCCGCUUGUCAGCGCUUUAUGUUGCAGUCGAGCUGGUGGCGUCUAUCGAAAACAUUCAUCUGGAAACACUGCCAAAAUACAGCUCGGCAAUUGUUCUUGAAGACUUGGAGUUCCCAGUCGUGUCAAGUAUGACCGAGAGGAAGCUCUCUAACCUCAAAGAGCUGUUCCGUCCCGACAUGACGAUCCUGUGGCUGACCCAUAACGCACGAUUCGACAAUCCAGAGCACGCCGCCACGCUCGGAUUCAAGCGCACGGUGUCUGCUGAAGUCCCCAACUUCAACUUGCAGGUCUUAGACCUGGAUGAUCUCGAGAGCCCGGACUCGCUUGUCGUAGAGACCCAUAUACGGCUCACGGCAGCAGGACCACCAGCCAAUGAAAGCCUGUGGGUCCGUGAGCCCGAGAUAUACAUGGAUAAUGGCAGACGACUGGUGAAUCGAGUGUUGCCACUAAAAGACCUGAACGAAAGAGCCAACGCCCUGCGCCGCGUUGUAACAAAGCCCGUCAAUACCAUCAACCAGAACACACAGCUCGUCUCGUUUAAACAUGAAGAUGGUGGUGUAGUGCGCAGAGUUGUAGCCUCUGAUUGGGCUCCGCACCCGACGGCCAUUGCUGGUACAAGAUCGCUACGUAUAUUUCAGAGUACAUUGGAAGCCGUGAAGCUGGGACAUGGCUGCUUCGCUCACGUGUGCCUGGGAGAGGAUCUGCUGACGGGCGAAAAGAAGGUGGCCCUGUCUACUAUGAACGCUUCCUAUGUCGAGGUUUCCUCUCCGUUGGCUCGGAGACUGCCCAACACCGGCUUGACCGGGCCACAGUUCAUCCACUCUCUCACACAGUAUCUCGUUGUUCUGUCAGCAUUAAGACAGGAAUCAGGUAUUAAAAAGGAUCAUGUGGUAUUUAUCGAUGCAGAACCACUCCUUGUCGAAUGCGCUAAAAUCGUGGCGAAGAGCGAAAGGGUGCAGUUCAGCGAUUGGACUACUGAUUUGUUCAAGCGCGCAGGCACCCUUGAGUGCAUUCAAAUCCAUUCCAGGUCAUCUGAGAGACAAUUGAAGGCCUUGAUGCCUCCUAAUGGAGCGACGAUCUACGAUUUCUCGUUGGAUCGCGAUCUCCAUCGACGAGUGGCCAAGGUGCUCCCCAAAAACUGCAAAUACCACCGUGGCUCUUCGCUAUUGUCGUCGUACCGCAGUGACCAGACUACCAACUCAAGCCUGACCCCUGAAGCAAGCUCUACUCUUAGUCUCGGAUUAGAACUGGCAGCGCAAACAGCUGGCUCUUCAUUUCAGGCAUCAGCCGAAAUCAUCUCAAUUGACGAUGCAGUGACCGAUGCCCCCUCGCGCACACCAUUCACCAACAUCAUCGACUGGACCAUAUUGCGCCGCUCCUCUUCUGUCGUUCAGCCGCUCGUGUCACAACAGCUCUUCUCACCACACAAAACCUACAUCCUGAUCGGCCUAACCCGUGACUUCGGCCAGUCGCUCUCCCGUCUAUUCCUCUUACACGGCGCCCGCCAUAUCGUGCUGGCUAGCAGAAACCCGGACAUGUCGCCCGCCUGGGUUACCGAGCUGCGGCAAUCAUACGGUGCCCAAAUCGGCAUUGAGAGACUCAAUGUGACCGAUUUGCCCUCGGUUCACGCAUUCAGAUCGCUUCUCUCCACCUCUAUGCCGCCAGUAGGUGGAAUCAUCAACGGCGCCAUGGUGCUGGACGACCGAGUCUUCAGCCAGAUGACGGUCGAGACAUGGAAUCGGGUGCUACUUCCGAAGACGGUCGGGUCUAAGAACCUCGACGUGGUCUUUUCAGACCCCAAAUCCGAGCCUCUAGACUUCUUCAUCAUGACGUCCAGUUUCGCGGCCCUCGGAGGACACCCAGGCCAAUCCAACUACGCCGCGGCCAAUAUGUACAUGAACGGGUUGGCGGCAAACCGGCGCAAGCGUGGCCUGACGGGCUCCGUCCUCAACAUCGGCGUGAUCUACGGGCUCGGUUUACUGCAGCGAGAGAAGGAAGAGCUGUACGUCGGCCUGGAGAGGGAAGGGUACCCGCCGAUUUCUGAGCGGGACAUCCACCACAUGUUUCUCGAGGCCAUCGUUGCGGGCCGACCUUCCGGAGAGGAGCCCUUCGACAUAACGACGGGGCUCAGACGGUUCAGGUGGGGAAGUGAGAAUCCUCUGCACUGGCACCUGGAUCCGCGGUUCAGUCACUUUACUGUCGAUGAAGGCGACUCCGAGGCAGAGGCGGGAACCGGGGCCCAGAGAAGUUUGGCGGACGAGUUGUCUUCAAUCAAGGAUGUCGAGCUCAUGGCAGAUCGACUCGUUGCCUCCUUCUCUGGUCACCUGCAGGUCAUGCUACAGCUCUAUGAAGGCUCGGUUAACCGCCAUAGUAGUCUAUCUGAAAUCGGCAUUGAUUCGCUGGUCGCUGUGGAUAUACGCAACUGGAUCUGGAAGACACUCGGCCGAGAUGUGGCUGUCAUGAAGAUUUUAGGUGCAACCAGUAUACACAGAUAUAUACGCUGA